Molecule: messenger RNA, 1308 nt
Organism: Penicillium maclennaniae
Lineage: Eukaryota; Fungi; Ascomycota; Eurotiomycetes; Eurotiales; Aspergillaceae
Exons: 6
Coding region: 1-1308 (435 amino acids)
Molecular function (GO): catalytic activity
Source: RefSeq, a predicted model, not a curated record
AUGGCGGACCCACCCGCGGGAGGGCCCGAACCCCCUCCCACAAACACCCAGGAAAGCAUCACCAGUUUCUCAGUUGAGGAUUUCCAGCCUCGAAUAUCGACCGACGCAGCCCAGAUCAUAGGGAAAAGAACGAGAAAUGGCGAAGCAUACACACCCGCUGAAGGCAUAGGCCGAAUCACCACCAGAGAAGUGUGGAAGCUCAUCGACAGUCUCAAGGAUAUUAUCCACCAAGUGAAACACGACCAGAAUGUUCUCCAGGAACAGAACGAAAAGCUCUAUGAGGAAGUGCGAGCUCUGCGAAUGAACGGAACUGCGUCCGAAUCAGUCGUCGGCAUUGGGACCACUAAGACAGGCUAUGUGAUACAAUUCAAGGACACAGAGUCAGCCGAAGCGGCACGCUAUAACACUGAAUGGCUUAACGAAUUAGGAAAUAAUACAAAGCUGGUGAAACCGCGAUUUGGAGUCGUCGUGCACCGUACCCCGACCGAAGAUUUCGACUUAGAAAAUGCUAACUCUGACGCUAUUAAGAAAAUUAUGGAAGAAAACGAUCUUAUAGGACAGGGCUACCGGAUUAAAGAGGUAGCCUGGCGUAAGAGAAAGGAUAAGGUGCUAGGGAAGUUUGCAUCGCUCGGAAUAUGGUUAGACUCCGCGGAAGGAGCCGAAUUUAUCCUCAGUAACGGCCUUCUGCGUGGUCGUGCAAAGAAACACCGCGCUGUGGCCAUUGUGCGGGCUAACAUAAGCGCUAACGAUGCCUACCGGGAGUGCGAGCCCGGUGCCUCGACUGCAAUGUUAAAUAUAAUGAAAUCGGGCCCGAGGAUGGAGGCCCUCGUUAACGACCACCAAAGCCAGAACCUGGAUGUACUCCUAAUCCAGGAACCGUCGGUCACUACCUAUCGAACCUAUGUUAACCACAGCGUAUGGCGCCUUUACCGGCUAACCGUCGAGGCAGAUACGGUCAGAUUCCGUAGCCUAAUCUAUAUGAACCGGAACCUAUCUACCUCCUCGCACCGUCAGGUCCUAUGCGACCACCCCGACAUCACCGCUAUAAAGAUCUGGACAGCUGAAUCCCAGAUACUUAUUUUCUCUGUUUAUAUCGCACCCGUCCUACUAUUCGUUCUAGGUGGGGCAUCUGCAGAGCCAGCGCUCACCGUAAUUCAGAAUAUAAUAUCAAACACUACCCGGGACGAUCGACGACCUACCGGCAUCAUCCUCGCGGGAGACUUUAACCGUCACUAUCCGACCUGGGGCGACAACCAUAUCCCACCACGGUUCAUUGAAGACGUAACCGAGUUAGUCAACUUCUUUUAG